Drosophila bipectinata is the source of this 3268-nucleotide messenger RNA. RefSeq names its product plastin-2 Fim (gene Fim). NCBI's taxonomy places the organism in Eukaryota, Metazoa, Arthropoda, Insecta, Diptera, Drosophilidae. Gene Ontology annotation, biological process: actin filament bundle assembly; actin filament network formation. The record is from RefSeq and is a predicted model, not a curated record. Gene Ontology annotation, molecular function: actin filament binding; calcium ion binding. Gene Ontology annotation, cellular component: cytoplasm; actin filament; actin filament bundle.
CUCUGGCCACACUGUCGUUUUGCGCGUUGUUGUUUUCUGAGCUCCGUUGCUCGCUGGUACGAAAAUUGUUAAUAUUGCUAACAAUCCGUUGCGAACGCACAGAAGCCGGCGAUUGCAGUGCAAUCUUUACCAAUUGUAAAUAAACAAAACCGAAUUUUUUUUGAAAACAUUUUUUUUUCGGAAACGACACGACACCAAAGUGCAAAAACAGCAACAACAACGAAAGUGCGAGUGUGUUUGUGUGUGGCUGGAAAGGAAAGGCUGUAAUCCGUAAUCCCAACUGGAAUGGUAAUUAGCGGGCGACGUAGCGUGCUGGAGAAUUAAGAUUUUAAAAAAUAAUAAUUAAUAAGCAGAAGUUUUUUUUUGAAAAGAAAGUGUCACAGUCACACGCAUACAUAUAAAGACGCCGAAUAACACUCAUACAGACACACACCCAAAGGCGGCGAAAGGAGCGCGGCAAAAAAAAAAAACGAAAAGGCAAGAACGAAAGAAGAAGUCAAAGCAGAGAAUAUAAAGUAACUGCGAAAAACGGCGACACAGUGAAAUUAAUAAUAAACGCAUAAUUUAUUUAAAAUAAUAACCAAUCAAACAAUCAGCCGCGCGCGCCGCUGUUAUAAAUAAUUAAGAAAGUUAAGAAAAGCACAAUACAACAGUAAAAAGAUGGCAGCGCUGAACAAAUUCACAAAAACGCUGUCCAUUGAUGAAAAGGCCGAGAUCAAGGAGAAAUUUACAGAGCUGGAUGCCAACAAGGAUGGCUUCAUUGACCUGCACGAGCUGAAGGAUGCCCUCAACCAGGUGGGCUUCAAACUGGCCGGCUACCAGGUGCGCGAGAUGAUCGACGAGUUCAAGAGCAAACAGCGCACCGCCCACCAGGGCAAGCUCAACCUGGAGGAGUUCGAGACGCUGUGCCUCGACCUGAAGAGCAAGGACGUGGCCAGCACCUUCAAGACGGUCGUCUCCAAGAAGGAGAACCUGGAGACCCUCGGCGGCAUGUCGAGCAUCUCAUCGGAGGGCACCACGCACUCGGUCCGCCUCGAGGAGCAGCUGGCCUUCUCCGACUGGAUCAACUCGAACCUGGGCCACGACAAGGACCUGCAGCACCUGCUGCCCAUUGAUGGCGAGGGCAAGCGCCUCUACCAGAGCAUCAAGGACGGCAUCCUGCUCUGCAAGAUCAUCAACCACUCCUGCCCGGACACGAUCGACGAGCGGGCGAUCAACAAGAAGAACCUCACCGUCUACCGGGAGUUUGAGAACUUGACCCUCGCCCUGGUCUCCUCCCAGGCCAUCGGCUGCAACAUCGUCAACAUCGAUGCCCACGACCUGGCCAAGGGCAAGCCCCAUCUGGUCCUGGGCCUCCUCUGGCAGAUCAUCCGCAUCGGUCUCUUCAGCCACAUCACCCUGGACAGCUGCCCCGGUCUGGCCGGCCUCCUCUUCGACAACGAGCGACUGGAGGAUCUCAUGAAGAUGUCCCCGGAGGCCAUACUGCUGCGCUGGGUCAACCACCAUCUGGAGCGGGCCGGCAUCUCGCGCCGCUGCACCAACUUCCAGUCGGACAUCGUCGACUCGGAGAUCUACUCGCAUCUGCUGAAGCAGAUCGCCGGCAACGACGCCGACGUCAACCUGGACGCCCUCCGCGAGUCCGACCUGCAGAGCCGGGCCGAGAUCAUGUUGCAGCAGGCGGCCAAGCUGAACUGCCGCAGCUUCCUCACGCCCCAGGACGUCGUGAACGGUGUCUACAAACUCAAUCUGGCCUUUGUGGCCAAUCUCUUCAACAACCAUCCCGGCCUGGACAAGCCGGAGCAGAUCGAGGGCCUGGAGUCCAUUGAGGAGACGCGCGAGGAGAAGACUUACCGCAACUGGAUGAACUCGAUGGGCGUGUCGCCGCACGUGAACUGGCUGUACUCGGACCUGGCCGAUGGCCUCGUCAUCUUCCAGCUCUUCGACGUCAUCAAGCCCGGCAUCGUCAACUGGAGCAAGGUGCACAAGAGGUUCACCCCGCUGCGCAAGUUCAUGGAGAAGCUGGAGAACUGCAACUAUGCGGUGGACCUUGGCAAGCAGCUCAAGUUCUCCCUGGUGGGCAUUGCUGGCCAGGAUCUGAAUGACGGCAAUGCCACCCUGACAUUGGCUCUCAUCUGGCAGCUGAUGCGCGCCUACACCCUGUCCAUCCUCUCCCGACUGGCCAACACCGGCAACCCCAUCAUCGAGAAGGAGAUCGUCCAGUGGGUGAACAACCGCCUGGCGGAGGCCGGCAAGCAGUCGCAGCUGCGCAACUUCAACGACCCGGCCAUUGCCGAUGGCAAGAUCGUGAUCGACCUGAUCGACUCCAUCAAGGAGGGCAGCAUCAACUACGAGCUGGUCCGCACCAGCGGCACACAGGAGGAUAACCUGGCCAAUGCCAAGUACGCCAUCUCCAUGGCCCGCAAGAUCGGUGCCCGUGUCUACGCCCUGCCCGAGGACAUCACCGAGGUCAAGCCCAAGAUGGUGAUGACCGUGUUCGCCUGCAUGAUGGCCCUGGACUACGUACCCAACAUGGACAGCGUCGACCAGAACAACCACAACAACGCGGCAGUGCCACCAGUGGCGGUCGUCACCAACAGCAAUUAAGUGGAAAGGACUACAACUCAAUUAUACACCUACAGAAGCCAACAGAUAGUGUGGACAGGGCAAUAGGGCACUGGGUGGACACCACUAUUCCACUCUCAUCCCCUCCUCGGACUUCCCCCCCUCCUCCAACAACAACAACAACUUGUCCUUGUAUCGGCAUCUACAUGCCCACCUUUUUUUUUUUUUUUAAAUUGCGAUUACUUUUUGUAAUUUUUUUUUAUUAUAUAUUUAAACAUAUAGCCUAGCCGGGAGUGUCCAGCCCUCGUCUGUGGCUUGUAAUAAGGGGGGAGGCACUGCCCGGUGACUGGCUUUUUUGUUCAACAAGUGUGUUGCACGUACAACCUUAUUUUAUAAAUAGGGAUUUUCUUUGCUUUCCUCCUUUGCCUUAAAAUAUUAACCCCUAUAGUCCGUGCAGGAUCGUACAUGUUCGUGCAUGUCUGUGCAGUAUGGAGAGGCAACAAUUGUAAUAUUCACACCGAGACACUGAGAAAAAAACAAUUAACUUUGUAAUAUAUAUACAUAUAUAUUUAUAUACGACUACGAUAUGCGCCUAUACACACACACACAUGAAUAUAUCUCUAUAUAUAUAUAUUUACAUGAAUCGAUAUACGAUAUACGAUAUAUUUUUGCAUAAAUGAUCGAGAGAGAGUAACGUAACCGUAAA